Spodoptera frugiperda (fall armyworm) is the source of this 5350-nucleotide messenger RNA. RefSeq names its product histone deacetylase 6 (gene HDAC6). The transcript is spliced from 19 exons. Gene Ontology annotation, biological process: chromatin organization. Gene Ontology annotation, molecular function: histone deacetylase activity; zinc ion binding. NCBI's taxonomy places the organism in Eukaryota, Metazoa, Arthropoda, Insecta, Lepidoptera, Noctuidae. Gene Ontology annotation, cellular component: histone deacetylase complex. The record is from RefSeq and is a predicted model, not a curated record. The coding region runs from base 188 to 3574 and encodes 1128 amino acids.
UAACUGUCAAAACCAUAUGCAAAUUCUUGUCACUGGCUGGCUCCAGCACCGCGAUUUUUACUAUCCGAUUACACACAAUGUGUAUUGUUUUGGCUACCGUAAACCCCAAUUAACAAUGACUGUAUAGUUUACAGAUACUUUCAGUGAAUGUGAUUUUUGUGAACUAUUGACUGGUUCUAUUGUCAUAAUGUCGACCCCACCGCCUCAGCAGCCGCGGCGAUCAUCAGGAGAGAAUAAAAAGGCACCGCCUGCGUCCAGCGUUGUGACCAGAAAUGGUGCUCGCAAGGCCAAGAUACAAACCCGCGCAAUGUCCGCAGGUGCUAAGCCGUCAGCAUCAGUAAUUGCUGCGAAACGGAAAGCCCAACAGAAGAAGAAACACAAUUUUGUGAUUGAACUCAGAGAUCACUAUCAAAUUGCCAUGGAUUCUAAGACCAAAGUGAAGGGUGGGACGGGGCUGGUGACGGAGCCGCGUAUGGCUGAGCACAGGUGUCUGUGGGACGACCAGUACCCGGAGUGCCCUGAAAGACUUACUAGCGUUAUAGAAAGGUGCCAUGAACUAAACCUGAUAGAACAAUGCAAGCAGUUCCCACCUCGAGCGGCGACCAAGGAAGAGUUAUGUGUGCUCCACGCGCCCUCUGUGUACGACAUGAUGGAAACUACACAUCAGAACAACGACCUACAGUACUUGGAGGAGAUCUCCGCCAAAUAUGACGCUAUCUACAUACACCCAUCGACCCACGAGCUAGCCCUAUUAUCAGCGGGGUCCACCAUCGACCUGGUGGACCGGAUAGUGUCGGGUGAGGUCCAGAACGGCGCGGCCCUGGUCCGGCCGCCCGGCCACCACGCCAUGCGGGACGAGCCCUGCGGAUACUGCUUCUAUAACAACGUCGCUGUCGCUGCUAGACAUGCCAUCGAUAAACGGGGGCUUAAAAGGAUACUAAUAGUAGAUUGGGAUGUUCAUCACGGUCAAGCCACUCAACAGAUGUUCUAUAACGACCCUAGAGUCGUAUACUUCUCAAUCCACCGCUACGAGCAUGGUGCAUUCUGGCCCAACCUCAGGCAGUCCAAUUUCAACUACGUGGGCUCCGGGCUGGGCAAGGGACACAACUUCAAUGUGCCCCUCAACAAAACUGGCAUGAAGGACGCUGACUACCUCGCCAUAUGGCACCAGCUGCUACUGCCCAUGGCUUUGGAAUACCACCCGGAGCUCAUCAUAAUAUCAGCUGGCUACGACGCGGCGUACGGCUGUCCUGAGGGGGAAAUGGAGCUGACCCCGGCAUGCUACGCGCACCUGACGCAGGCCCUGGUGGGGGUGUGCCCGCGCGUGUGCGUGGUCCUGGAGGGGGGGUACUGCGUGACGUCACUGGCCGAGGGGGCCGCGCUCACGCUGCGCACCCUGCUCGGACACUCGCCGCCUGUACUCGAGGACCUCACCGAGCCCACAGACGAAAUAAAAGAAACAAUAUUAAACUGUAUAUACGCGCAGAAGCCAUAUUGGAACUGCUACAACUUCCAACAGACGUAUUCAACGAGUGGCCCGCCCAAUGUGUGCGAUGAAGCGAAAGAGAAACAUACAGUGACAGUCAAGUGGGAGGGAGACGAAACUAGACCUGAUACCUUCGCUACUAGGAAUUGUUAUCCCGUACAAGAUGAUGGUUUUAAGAAAAGGAUUGCUGAACGCUUGAACCAUCUUAGAUUGGUAACUGAUUUGUCAACACCGCAUCACGCAGUUGGUUAUAUUUACGACCAAGCUAUGCUGAAACACAAAAAUAUAUGCGAACCUGGUCACGUAGAAUGCCCGGAACGGAUCAUGCGCAUACAUGAACGUCAUAGAGACUUCGGUCUUUUAGACCGAGUCCAUCAACUAACUGCCAGGCAAGCUACGGACCAGGAGAUAUUGGCUGUACAUACUGAAACACAUUUAAACAGACUAAAGGAGCUGUCGUCGACGAGUCUAAGGAGUCUGCACAUACAGAAGAACGCGUACGACUCCGUGUACUUCCACCCUGACUCACUAGAGAGCGCUGCCGUCGCCACCGGCUGCGUGCUACAGAUGGUGGACUCAGUGUUAACCUUCGAGUGCGGUAGCGGUGUGUGCGUGGUCCGCCCCCCCGGGCACCACGCGGACGAGGAGAUCCCGAGCGGGUUCUGUCUCCUCAACAACGCUGCGGCCGCCGCCAAGUACGCUAUCGACAACCACGGACUGAACAGGGUCCUUAUACUGGAUUGGGACGUCCAUCACGGAAAUGGGACGCAAAGAAUUACGUAUCACGAUAAUAGGAUCUUGUACAUGUCAAUCCACCGUUAUGACAACGGCUUGUUCUUCCCUCACUCGAAGGACGCCAACUACACCGCCGUCGGCGCGGGGAAGGGGGAGGGGUACAAUGUCAAUGUACCGUGGAACGCGCGCGGUAUGGGCGACGUGGAGUACAUGACGGCAUUCACACAGGUCAUACUGCCCAUAGCAUACGCCUACAACCCGCAGCUCGUCAUCGUAUCCGCCGGGUUCGAUGCCUGCGUCGGGGACCCGCUUGGAGGUUGUAAAGUGACCCCCGAGUGCUACGGGCGCAUGACGCAACUACUGCGGGGCCUGGCGGGCGGGCGCGUCGUACUGUGUCUCGAGGGCGGGUACAACAUCACCAGCAUCUCCUACUGCAUGGCCAUGUGCACCAAGGCACUGCUCGGGGACCCCAUCUACUACCACUACGACCCCAAGACCCCGUGCUCCUGGUCCGCCAUCGACUCCAUCCGUGACGUCAUCGACACACACAAGAAGUACUGGAAGUGUCUCAAGUUUCACGUCGCGUUACCAGCAGACAAUGUCCUAGAACCACCACUGCCAUCCAGAGGCCUCGUUAUGGACCAAGAUCUCGAAAUAUCGUCGUGCAACGAAGACAUGCACAACUUGUCGGCUAAAUCAAGCGCAAGCAACUUGGAAACGUCACUGGAAGCGAGCAUGGGAAACUUAAAUAUAGGAAAGAAGUGUUCCGACGGUAUACACUGCGGUACAGAUGACGAGGAUGAACAGCCGAAGCCAUCACGGAGUACUGACAACCCUGACGCUGCUGGUACAAGCACUGAUAAAAAACUCACCGAAGGCGUCCCAACUAGUCCUGGGAAAAGACCUUUAGAGGAACCCACGAAACCAGAGAAAAAGCCGACUUUAGUCGAUUAUUUAGCCGAGAACAUGCAAUCGAUACUCGAAGGUGAGAUGUUCGCUGUGGUCCCCUUGUCGUGGUGUCCACAUUUAGAUUCGCUGUACACGUUACCUGAAGAAGUGAAGUUUGAACAAGGUGUCAAGUGCGUGGACUGCGAUCAUACUGAAGAGAAUUGGGUGUGCUUGCAUUGCUAUAUCACGGCCUGCGCCCGCAGUGUGAACGGGCACAUGCAAGCUCACUUCACAGCCACCGGCCACGCGCUAGUGUUGUCCUUAGUCGAUUUGUCAGUGUGGUGCAAUGUAUGCGACGCUUACGUUGAUAACUCGCUGCUCUAUGACGCUAAGAAUAACGCGCAUAGGUGCAAAUUCGGGGAGGACAUGCCCUGGUGUUAUAAGACUGAUAUACAUAUGCAAUAGGGAUAUUUACUCAUAUAGGUGAAUGUAUAAUCACGGCCGAUAUCAAUAAACGAUAUCUAUCCAAAAUCUCUGGGUGGAUCCAUGUUAAAAAUCUCCGUGUAUCGAAUGAUUUUGGAUUAGAAUCGGUCAUUAAUUUCGGCCUCCAAAAGGGUGUUAUCAAAGUAUUAAGAAUGUCACAUGAAAUGUUAUUCCGAUUACAGAAUUGUUUAAAGAUAGGACAGUUUCAUGUUGACGUAUUUAAACAGAGUGCAUUAUUAAUUGUUGACAUUAACUUUUUAAAGUAACCCAUGUUAUAAUCAAAUGUUAACAUUCCAGUUUAAUAAAUUGAUGUUUAGAAUAACUCUCGUUGUAUAGGCCUGACAUUUAUUAAUAUAAUGUUUUCAAGCAAGGGCCUAGUAAAAUAUCAAUUCAUAUCUAAACCUGCAAAAUAAACCUUACUGCUUACAGAAUAAAGAUGUUAAAUAAGCUUAGUACAAUGAAGUACAAUAAUUUUAUCCUACAACUAUAUUAUCACGUUUGUAGCACCCUUGUAUAUUUCUGUAAAUAGCUACUAUUUAUACCUUUAUACAUUUUUAAUGAUUUUAUAUCUAUUUUAUGUACCUUAGAAUAAUUGGCCAGUGUUAGAAACUAUUUUACUUUAAUAUUUUAGUGGAUAAAACUGUUAUGUUACGUGUAUUCGUUUAUUAAGUUAUGGUCAGUCGCAUUAACCUAUCUGUCUGCAGAUUGUCUAUUGAUCUAUUACAGCAGACCCCGCGAACUUUGUUUCGUCUUAAAAUCUUUAGUUUACAGAAAAUUUACCCUUUUCUGUCUUACAUAAAACUUUGUUUUAACAAUAACAAACCCAACUAUAAAAGAAUUAGCAAAAUCGGUUCAGCUGUUCUCGAGGUUUGCGCUUAACAACACAGUCAGUGAUUCAUUUUUAUAUUAUUGAUAUUUGACAAAUAUCGAAUUGACCUUACGUCAAAUGACUAUCUCUAGUAGCCAUCUAAAGACAGAUAGGUUAUUGACACUGGCUGUUAGUAAAUUUAACAAAAAUAUUAGUCGUUUUAUUAAGGUUUCGAUUUCAUGUUGUGUAAAAAAAAAAUGAAGACGUAGAACUAAUUAUACGAGCUACUUAUGCAAAUUUGGCAGAUAUAAGUAUCCAAUUCAAAUAUCCAACGAAAAAUAACUUACUCUGCUUACCCCAAUAUCAUGUAACAUUAUCUAAGAGGUAAAAACACAUUAGAGGAAUCUGUCCUCUUGCCCUUAGAUUGUAAUUUACAAAGGACCCAAAAAUAGAACUGUUGCCAUAGAAAUAUUGUUUAAGAUUUUAGCAAAUAAACCUUUUAAUGCUGGUAUAAUAAAAUACUAGUAUAGUGAGAUUAUCACACAUAACUAAGUAGCUAUUACUGAAUUAUAAUUUCAAGUAAAUAUAAUAAUAAAAGGUUAUUUGCUAAAUUAUGUGCCUUUCCAAAUAGUAUAGUGUUUGAGAUACAAUAACAAGCAGCUUAAUAACUGUUAUUAUAAGAUACUAUGUUACUAUAACACAGUUAUAUAAUUUAUAACUGUUAUUUAAAUUAACGUAAUAUUUACUUCAGUUUAUUUAAAAUACAUAAACUAAUUUAUUGUAUUUAAUUUAAUACUUGACCAGCAAGAAUUACUUAACCUUACUUAGGUAUAGUGUACCUAUUAUAAUAAAAAUUAUGGGCAGAUUAGUGUGCCAAAAAUUGCUCAUAACUGUUAACUAAUACCAAGUAUGUAUUAACGAAAUAAUAAAAUCAUAUCAUAUUAUUCAAA